GGGGGUGGCGGACGUCCGGAACCCGGACGCUUAUCCAGUCCGGCAUUCCGGCGUCUGCUAUUGUCUGUCAAACUCGACGCAAAAGGAACAUAUAUUUGAGUGUGCGAGCGGCUGUCAUUUUCUGACAGACCGUACCGGUCUAUCUUUUAGUUGAUUAGCGCAAAAUUAACCAACAUGCGGGAAGUCCUUUUAUCCACCAUUGUGGUAGUUUGUCUAUUACAAUCUGUGGCUUCCGUGAGAUUUUUCUCCAAAGGGCGACAACAUGGAGGAAAUAUUCAACUCUGGACGAAGUCUGAAAUGCCUGAAGAUAUCUUACCUCCUGAACAAUGGUUCAAUCAGCAGCUGGAUCACUUUGAUCCCACCAACCAACAAACUUGGAAUCAGAGAUACUUCACAAAUAGUACAUUCUACAAGACUGGUGGACCUGUAUUUCUUAUGAUCGGUGGAGAGGGGGAAGCAAGUGCCAAGUGGAUGCUGGAAGGUCAGUGGAUUGAAGACGCGCAAUACUUCAAUGCCCUUUGUUUCCAAUUAGAACACCGCUACUAUGGAAAAAGCAAACCAACCCAAGACACAAGCACAGAAAACUUGGUUUACCUGAGUAGUGAACAAGCUCUUGCUGACCUUGCUUACUUCAUUGAAGCCAUGAACCAGGAGCAUAAAUUGCCUGCUGGCACAAAGUGGAUAGUACAUGGAGGUUCCUACCCUGGUGCUUUAGCUGCUUGGAUGCGCAUGCGAUACCCCCAUCUUGUUCAUGGAGCAAUGUCGGCAAGUGGUCCUUUACUGGCCAAACUAGAUUUCAAAGAAUAUUUUACUGUAGUUAAAGAUGCUCUGUCAGAAUACAAUCCGAGAUGUGUCAAAUCAGUCCAAGAAGCAUUUCAACAAGUUGAAAUAUUACUAAAGCACAUGAUUGGCCAGCAAUCAUUAAAUAAGCUGUUUAGGUUAUGUGACAAGAUCAAUGUUUCUAAUGGUGAUGAUGUGGCUAGUCUCUUUGAAAAUCUUGCCAGCAAUUUUGCUGGUGUUGUCCAAUACAAUAAGGACAACCGUCCAAGGUCUCCCACCAAUAACAUCACUAUUGAUGUGGUUUGUGAUGUAAUGAUGGAUCAGCAGAAAGGUGUCCCUGUUCAUCGCCUUGCACUGGUUAAUGAUAUGCUGCUUUCAGCAAGCAAUCAAACAUGCUUGGAUUAUACCUAUGAAAAGACGGUUCAGCAGCUGAGUAACACAUCUUGGGAUAGUGUUAUGGCAGAGGGAGGGCGCCAAUGGACUUAUCAAACUUGUGUUGAAUUUGGAUUCUUCCAAACUUCUUCUAUGACCCAAGAUUUAUUCUCAGAUAAGUUCCCAGUUGAUUUCUUUACACGGCAGUGCACAGAUAUCUUUGGCUCUAAGUUUACGAAGGAACUCAUGGAAAAGGGAAUACAACGAACUAAUACCUUGUACGGAGAUCUUCACAUCCAAGCAAACCGCAUAGUGUUUGUUCAUGGCUCAACUGACCCUUGGCAUGCCCUUGGCAUCAUUAAGACAAUUCACAAGGACUCUCCAGCUAUCUACAUCAAAGAUACUGCCCAUUGUGCUGUCAUGUACCCGAGCAGGAAAACUGAUCUACCUCAACUGAAGGCAGCUCGGAAAACAAUUCGAUCCCUUGUAGCUAAAUGGUUGAAAGAGGAUAAUUAAAAUUUGCCUGUGAUAAUAAGUAAGGCUAAUAAUUAUUUAUUAAGUAAUUUCUUAUCAUUUGUACAUAAACAUAUGUGUAUGCCAAUGAACAAUAGAAAUAAAUUAUUUUCAAGAAAA
Messenger RNA from Frankliniella occidentalis (western flower thrips), 1785 nucleotides. RefSeq names its product putative serine protease F56F10.1. Lineage: Eukaryota; Metazoa; Arthropoda; Insecta; Thysanoptera; Thripidae. The record is from RefSeq and is a predicted model, not a curated record. Gene Ontology annotation, biological process: proteolysis. Bases 175 to 1668 code for a protein of 497 amino acids. The transcript has 9 exons. Gene Ontology annotation, molecular function: dipeptidyl-peptidase activity; serine-type exopeptidase activity.